Messenger RNA from Papaver somniferum (opium poppy), 1197 nucleotides. Its product is annotated as ethylene-responsive transcription factor ERF086-like. Lineage: Eukaryota; Viridiplantae; Streptophyta; Magnoliopsida; Ranunculales; Papaveraceae. Gene Ontology annotation, biological process: regulation of DNA-templated transcription. Gene Ontology annotation, molecular function: DNA-binding transcription factor activity; DNA binding. Bases 51 to 1157 code for a protein of 368 amino acids. The transcript has a single exon. The record is from RefSeq and is a predicted model, not a curated record.
UUCUUUCACUUCUCGAACUCUUUAUCUUCUAAACUUGCAUUCUUCAUCCAAUGCCAAACUCCAGAAUCUUUGAUAAAUCUUACAAACCAGAUGGAACAAGUUUUGUUCAAACUGGUUUUACACUAGCUCAUCCUGUGAGUACCAACACUUCUCCUCCAACCCAAACAAAUGAAAGGAGAGGCAGGCGAAAACAAGCUGAACCAGGGAGAUUUCUCGGUGUUCGAAGACGUCCAUGGGGUCGAUAUGCAGCCGAAAUUAGGGAUCCUACUACUAAAGAACGGCACUGGCUUGGAACUUUUGACACUGCACAAGAAGCAGCUCUUGCUUAUGAUAGAGCUGCUUUAUCCAUGAAAGGAACACAAGCUAGAACCAACUUUAUGUACACUGAUAAUACCAACUUUCACACACUUCUUACACCAUUUAGCACACAAAAUUACCUGCCACAAGCAACCCAUCUUACUCCCCCACCUCCACCACCACCUCCUGCUCAAACCCAUGAACCCAUUAGACAAAACAACACAUUUCCCAUACCCAUUCAAUACCAUAACCAUAUCACUUCUUGUGCACCACAAGCUUCAUCGUAUGAGUCUGAUAACAGUGACAUUAACAACUUCUUUUUCUCUUCAUCUGAUAAUGGUUCUGGUUAUCUAAGUAGUAUAGUUCCUGAUAGUUAUCUGAAACCAUUACCCUCGUCCAAUCUUAACCAUGCCCAUUUGAGCUUCGAAAAUAUCGUGUCUGGCGCCAGUGGUGAUCAAAACUUUUGUACUAGCACUGUUGACACUUUGUUUCAUCACGCAUCAUCAUUAUCUCCAACUGAUGAAACGCAACUCAACAGAAGUAGUAAUGGAACUUUAGAAGAUGCAUUAAUCGGGUUAUCUAAAUCUUCAAACUCCGAGAACAGCUCGUCUUUCCUAGAUGAGUUUAACAAUUAUGGUUUUUGGGGUGGUGAUCAUGAACAACAACAAGCAUGGGAAAUGAAUUCAUCAACAAAUAGUUACAGCCAAAUUUUACCUGUUGAUCAUCACCAUGCACUUAGUGACAAUCCAUUAAUGGUGGAAGAUGGAUGUAUGGGAGCUUUAUAUCCUACUUACAGUACUUUCAUGUCAUCACAAGCCUCUUCAUCUUCGGACAUUUAUUCUCCUUCAUUUUUCUUUUAAUCUAUAUGUUAUGUUAUUAUAGUAUGUCUUAAAUUCUACU